UGUUUAGCAAAAAAUAGUAAUAAUCCAAAAAUAAUAAUAAAAUAUACUUUUGCUGAUUAAUAACAAUAAUAAUAAUAAUAAUAAUAAUAAUAAAAAUCGCUGUAAGGUUAAAUAAAAUGUUAUUCUGGCAUGGCCUGGGCGAUGACGAAACGUGAUCCACAACUUUCAUUUUGGCACACGGCGGUCUGUGAUUGGCGCAUCAGAAUCCUUCCUUGAUAGGGAUUGGCUGUUUGCACACGGAGGCGGGACUUGAGCAAUCAGCCGCAGCACACACAGAAUGAGCUAGAAGAGCGAGCGCCGGAGAUGUUUAAUGCAGCGAUAUCAUAACUGCUCCUAAAAACGCACAUCAAAGACGUGUUUCUGGCGAAAGGAUUUGGAAGCUGCUCACCGCCCGAACGCAGUCUUGUAAAGUCGGGAUGUGCUGGUCGUGGCCGCUCGUGUCUGCGCUGGUUCUCUGCUCUCUCCUGUCUGUGGGGACGGUGAGGACGGCGCCCUGUCAGACCUGCCGCAAACUCACAGACAGCUUCAUCAAGGGUUUGGAGCGAACAGCCAAUAAGAAUUUCGGAGGAGGGAACACGGCUUGGGAAGAGGAGAAACUGGCAAAAUACGCACGCAGUGAAACACGUCUGUUAGAGAUCGUAGAGGCUGCGUGUGAGAAGUCUGACUUUGACUGUAACAGACUGCUGGAGCAGAUAGAGGACCAGGUGGAGACGUGGUGGUUUCACAGACAGCAGGAAGCUCCAGACCUGUUCCAAUGGCUGUGCAUUGAGGAGCUCAGACUGUGCUGCCCACCUGGACACUACGGGCCUGAAUGCACAGAGUGUCCGUCAGGUCCUGGAGGAGUGUGUGGAGGUCUGGGCCGCUGUGAGGGCGAGGGCACGCGUCUGGGAGACGGAGACUGUGUUUGUGACCCGGGAUACUCGGGCGUCCUGUGUCAGGACUGUGCAGAUGGAUACUACAGAGAAAAGAGCUCCAAUCACACACAGCCACCCUGCUCAGCUUGCCAUCAUUCCUGUAAAAAGUGCACAGGACCACAAGACAACAAGUGUCUGGACUGUAAGCCUGGAUGGAUCCUUCACAGCAGCAAGUGUGUCGAUGUGGAUGAAUGCGGCACUGAAUUGGCUCGCUGUCCAUCCAACACGUACUGCUUCAACACAGACGGCUCUUAUGAGUGCAGAGGCUGUGAUCAGGCCUGUGUGGGCUGUAUGGGAAGCGGACCUGCUCGCUGUAAGAAAUGUGCUCGAGGGUUCAGACUCACUGGAGCGAAGUGUCUAGACAUCGAUGAGUGUUCGGAGAAAGCCAUCGCAUGCCCUGGACUCAAUGAAGCUUGCGUUAAUGAGGAGGGAUCGUUCCGCUGCGAGUGUGCCGAGGGCUUCAUUCGACGGGACAGCAUUUGUGUGGAGAAUCUGCCACCGGCGGGGCCAGAGAAGGGCUUGUUUGAUGACAUGACGGAUGACGAGGUGCUCGUUCUCCAGCAGAUGUUCUUCGGCGUGGUGAUCUGCGCUCUCGCUACUCUAGCCGCCAAAGGAGACAUGGUCUUCACGGCCAUCUUCAUCGGAGGAGUGGCUGCCAUGGCAGGAUACUGGCUGUCAGAGAAGGGCGACCGCGUGCUGGACGGCUUUCUUAAAGGACGCUGAUGGACUCCGACAGGGUGACGCCACAGAAACGUGAAGCUCUGGGUUUGGUGAGCGCCGCAGCUCUGGGAAUGCAUGUCAGUCAGGGACGUUUAGCACCGGACUGGAAUGGCAAUAGCAGUGCUGCUGAUUAAAGCUCUGUGGAUGAUGAAGCUAGUUUAUAACACUGUGUUUCAACAGUUCAACUGCUGCUGUAUUUAUGAGACUCCGCACGGUUAGUAAUGGAUAUGUUUGGCCAAACCCCAAGAGACGUACUGUAUGCAACCCAUUCAGGUAGAGGUACUGUACAUACCGGCAUUCACACUACAUUAUUGUCAUUUACACCCAUUUAUACAUGGAUACUGUGUUCCUUUUUAAAAUCCGUCCCAAUGCAUAAAACUAUUUAUUUGAAAGAUUUCUGAAGUGACAAAGCUUGACAAUUUUUUUGGCACAAAGGACGCUCCAGAAGUCUUGUUUGAAAUGCUCCCAAAUGCAUGAAUGCAGCACUGUCACAGAAGAUGUCCAGUGUGUUCACUCUCAAACCAGGACCAUGUGAUUGUGUGUGUGUGUGUGUGAGAGAGAGAGAUAGUGUCUUCAACAUCAAAGGCAAAACGAUUUCAACAGGGUUCCCACUCUUUUUGUUCCAUUAACACUGGAUAAGUUUUUUUUUUUUAAUUUUUUUUAUAUUGGUGUCUUUGAAAUAGACCAGUUCAUGAGCUCGUUCAGCAGAUUUAUUGAACCAUCACAAAUAAGGCAUCACUGUGGCUUUCAAGUUUUAAUGUCCUUGCACAUUGAGUCUGAAAUUUCUGCAUGCGUUUUUUCAUUUUCGUAUUCACCAUCCUUUCCUAUCAAAAUGCAUGCUACAGAUGCGAAAACGCAGAAAACUUAAACCUGGUCCGAAUUUUUUUAUGACGGACGAAAGUUUCGGAGGCAGUGUGUAAACGUGAUUGACACAAUGUGAGGUCGUAUUUAUUUUUUAACGUGCAAAAAUUUCAGACUCAAUGGCCUUUACUCUUCACAACACAAUAUCUACCGAGCACAACUAGAGAACGUGUAGGCCUAGUCAUUGAGAUUUUACUCACUUUAUUUUUAAAUAUCACGACCAGGAAAACACUGAAACCACCAUUUUAAAGCUAGCUGAUUUUCUCUGGCUGUGGGAACCCUGUUUUAAAUAUGCAAUUGGUAGAAUACAGUAAUGAAUGUGAUUUUACUGUUUAGCUGAGUGUACUGUACCUGCAGAUUCAGCACAUGUGGCCUUCCAGUCAUUUCUUUGACAGAUGUUUUUAGUUUCAGCACAGGCGGCUUUAGUGCAUUGAUCAUAUCCUAUCUGCAUGCUUUAACUUCUGCUUUAAAUGAAAAUGCAGAAAUAUUUCAUCACAGAUUCUAUUUGUCUUGUUUGUCAUAUUUAUUUUUUGUCCAGUGUGAAUAUGCCCUAUAAUGAUAGACAGUGGAGAUGUGGGCAUGACUUCUGCCAGCCUUAAUGUGAAUUAUGUUUUGAGUUGUUUUAUCACCUGUUGUUAGGGUGGAACACCUAUUGAUUUAAUUAAAAACCUAUUUAAUUGACUUUGCUUUACUCAUAUAUAACUAGUGACACAGAACUCUACAAUAGAAAACGUUUGAAACUACUUGAACUCUUUUACAGGCACACUAUUUAGCAUUAUGAACUCCACACAAAUUUUUGUCUCAC
Onychostoma macrolepis is the source of this 3300-nucleotide messenger RNA. It is a transcript of the gene creld1b, whose product is annotated as protein disulfide isomerase Creld1. The transcript is spliced from 11 exons. The coding region runs from base 417 to 1637 and encodes 406 amino acids. NCBI's taxonomy places the organism in Eukaryota, Metazoa, Chordata, Actinopteri, Cypriniformes, Cyprinidae. Gene Ontology annotation, molecular function: calcium ion binding. The record is from RefSeq and is a predicted model, not a curated record.